This is a messenger RNA of Biomphalaria glabrata, 2973 nucleotides long. RefSeq lists its product as uncharacterized. Bases 188 to 2443 code for a protein of 751 amino acids. The transcript has 6 exons. The record is from RefSeq and is a predicted model, not a curated record. Lineage: Eukaryota; Metazoa; Mollusca; Gastropoda; Planorbidae.
ACUUUUGAAUGCACACCAAAAAGUCGGAAGUAGAAUGGCGCUGUGUGAACAUAAGGAUGUUUAUCUCCCGACGUAGUUGAAUCAACAAAGUAUCCACUGUUUUCAUGUAAUCCUUUCUUGAAUUGAAGUAACAGUGAUCAGUGGUUACAAUGUCGUCUGCCGAGUGAUAGUCGCUUAAGGAGCUGCUAUGUGCAGACGCGUACACGAACUUUUAGCGCCUCUGCUUUGUGUGUGUGUAUACUGUUUACGUCUGUUGUCAGAGACAGAGGCCUUGCUGGCAUCAAGAGUGAGCAAUGACACGAGUAAUGAACGAUUUAUAUUCAUCGACGAAUCAGAAUCUAUUCGAACACACACCGACAGUCAGUUUGUUAAAGCAUACAACAACUUUAAGACUUCAAAGUACCCCGAAAUAUUUAUCCCUAUAGCCAUUGCCUGUCUGUUUUUCGGCGCCCUGGGCAACAUCGGCUUCUUCGCCCUGUUUGGUAACAAGCUGAAGAGGGCGUACUACACACGUGACUCUCUGUACUUCCGGUUUCUGGCCACCCUUGACAUCUUAGUCUGUUUAAUUGUAUUACCGUAUGCAAUGUUUUUUGAAGCUGAGCGAGUGACCAACAACUAUGUUUGUAAAUCCAUGGAAUACGUCAGACAUUUCCUGACCUACAUGGCCCACCUGGGUCUUCUGUCUUAUAGUUUUGAACUGCCCUUACGACAAGGGUACACAGCCAGCAAGAACCAUGUCAGACGUGCUGCCUAUGGCAUCGUGAUCUUGUCUGCCUUCUGCUCCAUUCCUGUAGUUUUCUUGUUCGAGAUCAAUCCUAUAGCAUUUAACAAUACGUUGCCUCCUAUACUGUACGUGAAGGUACACUCUGACGUGGAGGCUGACUUUACUGACGUCUACAAGUCCCUGGAGCCUAGAUAUUGUCACAUGACAUUAAAUCUGAACACCACCUGGGAAUUCUACGACUUAAUGAAGUACGCGGAGAAAAUGUACUACGCCAUCAACACGCUGCUGUACAGCGCUGGGUUACUUCUCUACGUGUACAAGGUCAUCCUGUUCAUAGACGCCCGCCCAUUAUUGGGACAGGACUCCAUCUUCAUCCAGACGGUCAUCGACGUCAGGGAAGGAAGCUUCAUCCUUCCAGAAGAUAUGGCCAAACAGGACAAGAAGAGGCAGUCAACGACCAACCCAGUGUAUUUGAGAGGCAAACCAAGUGAGGAGGACCUGGACGACAUAGACGCCCCUAUCCGUAAACAGGAUGAAGAGAAUAAGUCCUCCAACAACGAAGCCUCAGAUGUGGAUACUGAGAAAGAGAGUAGCCGCCCUGUUGAAAACAUGGACAAGGACUUCAAAAAGUAUGAAGAGAAUAAGUCCUCAAAAAACGACGCCUCAGAUGUGGAUACUAAGAAAGAGAUUAGCCGCCCUGUUGAAAACAUGGACAAGGACUUCAAAAAGUAUGAAGAGAAUAAGUCCUCAAACAAGGACGCCCCAGAUGUGGAUACUAAGAAAGAGAGUAGCCGCCCUGUUGAAAACCUGAAUAAGGACUUCAAAAAUUAUGAAGAGAAUAAGUCCUCCAACAACCACGCCCCAGAUGUGGAUACUAAGAAAGAGAGUAGCCGCCCUGUUGAAAACCUGAAUAAGGACUUCAAAAAUUAUGAAGAGAAUAAGUCCUCCAACAACCACGCCCCAGAUGUGGAUACUAAGAAAGAGAGUAGCCGCCCUGUUGAAAACCUGAAUAAGGGCUUCGAAAAGUAUGAAGAGAAUAAAUCCUCAAACAAUGACGCAUCAGAAUUGGACAGUAUAAAAAAGUAUAGACACCCUGACCAAAAUCAAAACAGCACAUCGGACCUGUCCCAAGAUCGAAAAGUCAGUUUUGGCGACUCGAUGGUCAAUUCUAUAACCUACAGCGCUGACGAAAGUACAAAAAACUUGCUACGAUCAGACUCCAAACCAAAAGCCCCUCGACCGAUUCUGAAAUCUCAGGAAAAGCCAUCAUUAAAAAUAAGCUCCUAUAAGAAAUCCAUGAUGCUCUUGAUUUUCUUGGACUUGCUGAUUAUCACGUUGACUGUAAUCAUUGACCUGGCAGUCAAGAGCAGCACCACCGUACUCAACUUCAUCCACCUGAAGAGCGUCAUCUCCUUCUACCUGAUCUCGCUCACCAACAGGGACCUCAGGAACGCCACCUGGGGCCGCUACAUCAGCUGCUGCAACAAGAUACCGUCAACUUCCAAGCGGCGCAUAGACAGCACUGCAGAGCCAGAGUUCUUCGGAAGCAAUGUUCGGCCGGAACUUAUGAAGGCCUGGGGACGGGAGUCUUACGAAGGGUCUGACGUCACGGAGACCAGUAACGUGUCUGGCGUCAGUGACAUUCCUACACCCGUGCUGCUACAGGACAGAUCGUACGGCAGCAGCGUCAGCGCCAAGUCAAGCGUCAUAAGAACAUAGCGUCAUUGGCAUUGAGGACUUAACUCGUUGUGUAUGACUCUAACACUAAUUUAAACUACGACACUUGAUUAUAACCAUACCUCUAUCUUAGGAGGCAGCUAUGAGUUGAGUUAUGACUUGAGCUAUGAGUUGAGUUAUGACUAGAACUAUGACUUGAGCUAUGACUUGAGCUAUGUGUUGAGUGUUUUGGACGGUAUUGUAUUCUAUAUUUAUUAAUACAGGACAUUUACUUAUUGACCUUUCACCUCGAUGUACUCGUAAAGAAAACGUGCACAGUAAGACCCUAAUGUCACAUUUACAGUAGCGAUUAUUAUCAUAUUUUCUGAAUUCAUAUUUCCUCACAUUCUACUCUUUACACGUUAUAACAAUGUUGUUGUUUAUUUGUAUACAUUUCAUAGUCGAAAUAAAUGAAUUCCUAUGAAUGCCCCCUAAGAGUUGAGACAUCGUGUAAGUUGGUUUUCUUGACACUAAUGGCUGCCAACGAGGAUAUAUUAGAAAAACGAUCACAAAGGCGAUUGGGCCCACGAUGA